UUCGCAGCAUUAAAGACGUGAAACGUGAGAGAUUUUGCGAGAGAUGAAAUUAUUGCAAGUGUGGAUACUGUGCCUGGGAAUUUGCCUGUGCCUCUGUCUGGGCACUGGUCAGGCCAGAAGACUACAACAACGGCGUGAGGCAAAUGCGGCUCCAGAGCCAGCUCCAGUUCCAGUGCCGGAGCAAACGCAAUUGCCGGAGAGUGAACUAGAUGGAGAUGACUCCGCUAGGAAGGAAAUAUUUGUAUCGGAUGCGACAACGACAUCAAAGCCACUGGCCAUCGUUGCAAUCAAGUCGCGUGCAAUUGCCAUGGAUCGAGGCCUCUGCCAGGAGCAAUCCCGCUACCGUCCGCACUAUCCCAAGUGCCAUCAGUACUGCAAGAAGCUGGAUCACUGGAUUGGUCAAUGCUGGCGCGAGAGCUGUCACUGCAUCUCCUGAAUCAUCAAACUUUAUACUUAAUUUCAAUAUUCGUUUCGUGCUCCACUGCCCAACCUUGUUUUAACUGCACUUAGUCAUAGUUGCCCAAAAGUUCGAGCUGCGCUUAUUAAAAAUUCAAAACCUUGUCAUAAGUUCAGAUCUUCUUCAUUUCCUGUGUCUAAUUAACAAGUUGGAAAAUUGUAGAUGGUAAAAUUUUCAUUAAGAAACAUUA
Molecule: messenger RNA, 647 nt
Organism: Drosophila innubila
Lineage: Eukaryota; Metazoa; Arthropoda; Insecta; Diptera; Drosophilidae
Exons: 1
Coding region: 44-436 (130 amino acids)
Source: RefSeq, a predicted model, not a curated record